Molecule: messenger RNA, 1567 nt
Organism: Moneuplotes crassus
Lineage: Eukaryota; Ciliophora; Spirotrichea; Euplotida; Euplotidae
Source: the annotation of a GenBank genome assembly
AUGUCAUUCAGUCAUAAAGAGAAUACUCUGUAUAUUAAUGGACAAGUAUUGAAAGAGACCUUCAGUACUCAACUUAAGAAAUUUAACAAUAUCAUAAACUCUAAAGAAGAAUCAAUAGUUACAGGAAUCAAAGCUGAGAAGUUAGAAGCGCUUACAAAUCUUAGCGACAUUUAUGUUCCUUCUACAGAAGAGCAAAUUGAAAUGUAUUGAGACGAUGCCUUUGAUGCUUUAAAACAGCACCAAGUUCAAGGAUCAUCUGGAGGGAAGUCUACUCUCAGGCCUGAAGCUCAACUGAUCGAAAAUAUAAUGGGUAAGAUGAAAUCUAGAAUACUUAAUCAAGAAGAGCUAUCAAAACUUGCAUCCUAUAAUUCAUUCAAACUCCUUGCUGAGUUGGAAGAUAAAAGGUUGAAGUUUGACAAAAAUUACAUCUACAAUAAAUUUGAUGAUCCUAAUCCUGAUUAUGGAAGCUUCUCAAAGUGGAGAUCUCUAUUGCACAUUUCUAAAAAGAGUGCUAUUGAAGACGAGAUAAUUUACAAAAUAGUUAUUUACCAUCCAACCAAGCAUACAAGAAUGAUGGCUUUUAAUAUGGUAGGAACUCAAACACUGCAAGAUAUCCAAUCAAAAAUAUAUUGUCCCUGAGACUAUGUUUUUGAUGGGAAGCAAAGCUAUGAUCCUAUUCAGUCUUUCUUCUUCAUUGAAGGAUGAUUCCACUAUAACUAUAAGCCAACAAUGUCUCAUAUGGAAAGUGUUCUUCAAACAGAGAUUGAUCUUUUGAUUGCAACUCAUAAUGAUUUACUAAGCAAAUAAUUUGAUCCACACAAAUUCCUUAAUUCUCCCAGAUUCUUCCUUAAGUCAUCAGAUCUUAAUGCAGAAUAAAGAAGGAGAUGAAUCUGAUGGGAUAAGUUUGGAUAGUGAUGAUCUUGAACCAAGAACAGAAUCAAAAUCACUCAAUCAAAAUAAGAAUAGCCAAAGAAGCCGGAAAGAAGAGAAUAAAGUCCAUUUUCAAGAGGAGGAAAAAGAACCUACAAAGAAGGAAGAGAAGGAGAAAAUUCUUGAAGUAAAGCAGUUAGAUUUUACUCAAAAGAAUCCUAAGCAUUAUUCAACUCGCAAGCCUUCACAAAAUGAGAAUAUGCUUUCAUCUUUUCCUAAUUGCCCUCAUCGAUACAGCAAGAAAGAUAUGAGUGCUACAAAAUUAGAUGAUUUAGAAAUUAAAAUAGGGAUCCCCUACAUUUAUAAGCACAACGAUCACUGAAGUCACUACAUCUCAUUCACAGAAAUCCGGAAAUAUGAAAAAUUGUUCGAUGAUCCAGACAUCAACAAUUACCCAUUGCUAGUUUUCCAAGAAUCUAUAAAAAGAAAGAUUUGUGAAAUAUGAGAAGACAUCCGAGCAAAGUUGAUUGUGUGAGUACAUGAGAUCGAAAACUUCAAUCCCCCUCUAUUUUCAACCGAACAAAAGGCUGAUAAGCCUAUUUUCAUCUGAGAAAACUGUUACCAAGAUGUAUUCCUUGAUCAGGAGGGAAAUAGGAUCUACUCGAAUAUGACUGUAGCCCAAUAUUUUCAUGAAUAA